GCGGAGGAGGAGGAGUGCCGUCCGAACAGGCUAGUCGGAGCAGGAAGAGGAGUAGGUAGAGUAAGUGGUGGAGGACGACGCAUGAGGAGCACACUCUGAGACAUCCUUCAAGAAGACUUAGUGGAGGUGAGGCAGGGCUGUCAGUGACCUGUCCAUACUCUAUGCCUGAGAGUACGCAAAAACUAUACCCCAUUUAGCCUCCCUACCCCGCAUAGGUGACCUGGCUCUCGUCAACAUCAACAAUCAACAUCCAGCCUAACCUAACCUUUAUUCAGGGCUACCCUAGAUGGCCUAUUCCCUCCCCUUUUCCGGCCCACGAUACUUUGGCCGGAGAUCGAAAGGGACCCACAGAUAGCAUGCGGUUGCCCCUAACAUUGCGCCCGCAGUUGGGCCCAUAGUGCCAGCCUCCACGUGCUGUGUUCUGACACUGACAUGAUGAAGCGGGCACUGAGACUGAUAGUAACUGCAACCCAGCUGCCGCAGCGUCAUCGGCUUUUGAUGGCUGUGGCAGGAGCUGGCGGAACAGCUACGGUGAUGACAGCCGCAGCUGUGGGUCUUCUGCCGGAGAAGCCGAUGCAAUUGCCUGCUGACAUGGAUGUCGUGCUGGCAAAGCGGACGCUUGCUGCGAGCAAGGUCUGGCAAUCAGGCCAUGGCAUUAUUCGUGCAACAAGGGCGGCGUGCACAUUUGCUAGCAACUCCUUGGAUUACAAGUACUCAUUGCGGAAUCUAGAGAAAGGAUCUCCUGAGUACGACAAGGUGCGUUCAAAAGUGCAUGACCGUGCUGCGCGGCGUAUUCUCUCGUUAUGUGAAUCCAAUCGCGGUAUAUACGUUAAGGCCGGGCAGUUCAUCGCAUCCGUUCCGGGAAUGCCGAUGGAAUUCAGGACAACACUCUCUGUUCUGCAGGACAAGGCGAAACAUUUACCGUUCUCGGCGAUUGACAAGGUGUUUGAAGAGGAGUUUGGGAAAAGCGCGAUGGAAAUUUUUGACCAAUUUGAAGAGGAACCCAUCGCUGCGGCGUCCCUCGCACAAGUUCAUAAGGCGGCGAUGGCGGAUGGUCGUGAAGUUGCUGUUAAGGUACAAUACCCUUUAUUGGACCUCCAGGUGGCAAUGGACGUACAGACGAUGACAUUGUUGUCAAAGGGGGUCACGAUACUGUUCCCCAACUUCCAAUUCGAGUGGCUUGUCGCCGAAUUCUCAAAGAAUUUGGAGAAGGAACUAGACUUCUUGCAGGAAGCAAGGAACGCGGAGCGAGUCGCAAAGAGCCUUCCGAAGAAGACCAUGACGGUCCCAAAGAUUGAAAGAGAUCUUACGACGUCGAGGAUCUUGACGAUGGAGUAUAUUCAUGGAAUCAAGGUGGAUGACGUGGAUUCUCUGACGAGAGCAGGCAUCGAUUCAGCGACGGUGGCAGAAACUUUGAUCGAAGCAUUUGCCGACAUGGUUUUCCAACAGGGAUUCGUGCACGGAGAUCCGCAUCCGGGAAACAUUCUUGUCCGUCCACUCGGCGGCGUUGUCGGGGGGGGGAAGGAGCGGCGACGGGGAACGAGUCCAACCAGGUUUGAACUCGUUUUGCUGGACCAUGGGCUGUACCACGAGCUGAACGAGUUCUUUCGGGUGAAUUACUGCAGGCUGUGGAAAUCUCUGAUCUGGUUCGACGAACACGAGCUAAAGGUCGCUAGCGAUGCCCUCGGUGCCGGAGAGCACUUCAAGUUCUUCCCAGUUCUUUUUACGGGGCGCUAUUUCAGCAGCAAGAGUACUCUCGGUGCGGGUCUCUCCGAUGACGAAAAGGCGAAGCUAAGGAAAGAGCUGAAGGAUUUCUCGCUCGCGUACAUCGUGAGUUGGUUCGAAAAAUUGCCGCGCGAAAUGGUCGUUGUUCUUCGAGUCGAGGGUUUGAUCCGCCAAGUGGCAAGGCGUUUGGGUAUUGUACCGAGGCGACGACUGGUGAUAAAUGCGAAGUAUGCCGCGAAGGGAAUCCUUGAGUCAGAGAUACGGCAGCGAAGGCUAUUGUCGUGGGCGUCGAUGAGAGCUACCCUGCAGUUUACGAGAUUGAUGCUCGUUCUUCGGACCACGGACUUCGUCAUUCGCGCCAAAGAAUUCUAUUUAAGGUUGUUGGAUACCGUUGCUCAUUGCCUACAUCACAUAGAGAUGGUUGGAAAACAGCAUGUAAUGCCAAUCGCCGCCGCAGUUCGGUUCUGAAGUCUAUCUAGGCCUUGUUGGCCACUCCACAAGGCCUGGAUAUCACAUUUCUCUCUUUCGUCUUCCAUCCCUUAUAUUUGGUCUGCAAUUUCAUGUGUAACACUAUUACGUGAAUGUGCCGAGCACAAGUCACAUCCCGGAAGCAAUAAAGCUGUGCAAAGCAA
This is a messenger RNA of Chara braunii, 2357 nucleotides long. NCBI's taxonomy places the organism in Eukaryota, Viridiplantae, Streptophyta, Charophyceae, Charales, Characeae. The record is from the annotation of a GenBank genome assembly.